Bradysia coprophila is the source of this 2259-nucleotide messenger RNA. RefSeq names its product G-protein-signaling modulator pins (gene pins). The record is from RefSeq and is a predicted model, not a curated record. Gene Ontology annotation, cellular component: cell cortex. Gene Ontology annotation, biological process: establishment of mitotic spindle orientation. Gene Ontology annotation, molecular function: G-protein alpha-subunit binding; GDP-dissociation inhibitor activity. Lineage: Eukaryota; Metazoa; Arthropoda; Insecta; Diptera; Sciaridae.
UGUAUUAUUGUACUGUCAAACUUAAUUGAACGGAAAAGUUGUGUUGUGUAAAAAGUAAAAAAUCUUAAUUUAAAUUAAUUAAACAUUCGUCUGUGCACUCAUAAUUAUAAAUCGUUGUGAAGAAUGUCUACGUUUUCCGUUAGCGCGGAGAAUCUGAGCAGUACAGACACUCAGAACACUGAUGGCUCUUCAAUGUGCUUGGAGCUGGCAUUGGAAGGGGAAAGACUGUGCAAAUCUGGAGAUUGUCGUGCAGGCGUUGCCUUUUUUCAGGCUUCCAUUCAAGCAGGGACUGAUGACCUUAGAACAUUAAGUGCCAUUUACAGCCAAUUGGGCAACGCGUACUUUUAUUUGGGCGAUUACGCUAAGGCCAUGCAAUAUCACAAAUUGGACUUAACGCUUGCACGAUCAAUGGACGAUAAAUUGGGUGAAGCAAAAUCGUCAGGAAAUCUUGGCAAUACUCUUAAAGUAAUGGGACGAUUUGAUGAGGCUGCAUUGUGUUGCGAUCGCCAUUUAACUCUAGCUCGACAGUUGGGCGAUCGAUUGUCCGAAGGUCGUGCGUUGUACAAUUUGGGAAAUGUUUACCAUGCUAAGGGAAAGCAUAUGGGUCAAUCAGAUCCAGGUGACUUUUCGGAUGAUGUAAAAGAAGCUCUAAUGAAAGCUGUUGAAUUUUACCAGCAAAAUUUAACACUCAUGAAAGAUUUGGGUGAUCGAGGAGCGCAGGGCAGAGCUUGCGGAAACCUUGGAAACACUUAUUACUUACUCGGAGACUUUGAGUCUGCCAUCGAACAUCAUCAAGAACGAUUGAGGAUAGCUCGUGAAUUCGGUGACAAACCCGCUGAACGUCGUGCGAAUAGCAAUCUGGGAAAUUCACAUAUUUUCUUAGGACAGUUCGAACAGGCCGCAGAUCAUUACAAACGAACACUGUCGUUGGCUGUUGAGCUAGGGGAGAGAGCAGUUGAGGCGCAAUCUUGUUACAGUCUUGGCAACACAUACACUUUACUCAGAGAUUUUGUGACAGCAAUUGACUAUCAUCAACGACAUUUGGCUAUUGCACAAGAACUCGGUGAUAAAGUUGGCGAGGCAAGAGCGUGCUGGAGUCUGGGAAAUGCUCACUCAUCUAUUGGCAAUCAUGAAAAAGCAUUGCAUUUUGCCCAGUUACAUUACGCUCUAGCUAAGGAGUUGGGUGACUCUGUUGGUGAAUCGACGGCACGAAUGAAUGUCUCAGAUUUGCGAAAGAUGCUCGGUUUGCCGGAUGCUCCCAUCGAUACCGGUUCCCUUUCGGAUGUUCGUUCAGCUGAUUCGGAUGAUGCAGUAUCACAAACGCGCAGUUCAAAUUCCAGCUCCAGACAUUUCAGGGUACGACGACAAUCAAUGGAACAAUUGGAUUUAAUUAAGCUGACACCCGAUGGAAAACGAAUCAAUUCACUCCCGAAUCCAGAACCUUCGCACGCUAACACUCAAAUGCCUACCAAAGCCAACGACGAAGACUUCUUUGAUUUACUGACCAAGAGCCAAAGUAAACGAAUGGAUGAUCAAAGGUGUUCGCUGAAGGUGAUUGGCGGUGCUGUGGGUGGAAAUAAAGAAACGUUACGAAAGCCGUUAGUGCAACAGAAUAGUCUACCAGCUACCAUUUUACCGAAGGAAAAUAGGAAUGCACUAAUCGAAAUGAUUGCUGAUCUGCAAUCGGAACGAAUGGAUGAACAACGUGCAAUGCUUCCAGGUUUAGUAAAUAGACGAGGUGUUGCAGCCAAUAAUUUCCCAGCAAAUACUCCUGCACCGGACGACGCUUUCUUGGACAUGUUAAUGAGAUGCCAAAGUACCCGACUGGAGGAACAACGAUCCGAAUUGCCCAUAUCGAACAUUACAAUGGACGUAGAAAAUGGUGAAUCGAGUCGUAGGGUGGGAGCUUCAAAUAGUGGUGCUACUGUACCUGACGAGGACUUCUUUUCGCUGAUAAUGCGAGUUCAAGGUGGUCGGAUGGAAGAUCAACGUGCAGCGGUGCCGUUUCCGUCGUCCAAUCGCAACAACUUAUCAUCAUCCACAGCUAUUCGAGACAAUAAUGGUGUUCUGCCGAAAAAAUCCAAAUAGGAUGGCAUUUAGUUAAGGAGAAAAGACUUUUUACUGUUAAGUUAAGUCAAGUAGAGUUUUGAUCAAUUUUUUUUUGUUUGUGUCACAAAUUGUGCUUUGUGUUCUUUAAACAACGGAAACAUUUUACAUUUCACCGUUUCAUCAUAAGUUUUAUUUUGCAUUUACUUUCCA